Molecule: messenger RNA, 5164 nt
Organism: Eleginops maclovinus (Patagonian blennie)
Lineage: Eukaryota; Metazoa; Chordata; Actinopteri; Perciformes; Eleginopidae
Gene: nectin3a
Product: nectin cell adhesion molecule 3a
Exons: 6
Coding region: 129-1772 (547 amino acids)
Biological process (GO): heterophilic cell-cell adhesion; homophilic cell-cell adhesion
Cellular component (GO): adherens junction; apical junction complex
Source: RefSeq, a predicted model, not a curated record
CAGCCCACGCGGAUCGGUCACUAUGGAGAGCAGCGAGGCAGCCAGAGAGAGCAGGACGAGCAGGAGCGAGGAGGACGGACAGAUUGUGCCGGAGUGCACACACACACACACACACACUCACAGGAACCAUGGAGAAAAGAUCCCCGCCAUCUAACGGACUGCAACUUUUAACAACACUUCUCACCUUUUACGGACUUACCUCAGAUGCCAGUGGGAACCAGGUGUAUGUUCCUGAGAAAGUGAACGCCGUGCUGGGGAAGAACAUCACUCUGGGCUGCAGAAUAGAGGUGGGCUCCAACCUCACGCAGAGCUCCUGGGAACGCCGUCUCCCUUCAGGCACCAUUACCUUGGCAGUGUUCAACCCUGAGUUUGGAACUUCCAUCUCCCCAGACUACACCAAGCGCAUCUCGUUUGUGUCCCCCUCUGUGCGAGAUGCUACCAUCACUAUUGAAGGAGCUGGCUUUGCAGACGUCGGGUCUUACACCUGCAAAGUGGUUACAUUUCCUCUGGGCAACACACAAGCAUCAACCUACGUAAAUGUUUUAGUGGAGCCAAAGGUGUAUGUGUCUGCCGGCCCCGCGGCUCUGCUGGAUGGUGGCAACGAGUCGCUGGUGGCGACCUGCAUCGCAGAGCGCGGCCGCCCCGCUGCGGAGGUCUUCUGGGAGACGGAGCUGUAUGGACGAAGUGAGAAGCAGAGUCAGGAUGAGGCCAACGGCACCACCACCGUACAUGUGCGCUACAUGUGGAACCCACAGAGCUACGCCCAGGGGAAGCUGCUCACCUGUGUGGUGCGCCACCCGGCCCUGCAAACAGAGUUCCGCAUACCCUACAUACUAAAUGUGCAGUUCUCACCAGUGGUGUCUAUAACGGGAAUUGAUAAAAAUUGGUAUGUGGGACAAGAGAAUGUGAAGUUCACCUGUGGAGCCAAGGCCAACCCGCCUGCCCGUCACUUCACAUGGACCAGGUUGGAUGGAGUGAUGCCAGAGGGUGUUGAUAUAUCAAACAAUAGCUUUGCUUUCACUCGUCCUUUGGAGCGCAAUGACUCUGGAGUGUACCGCUGCGAAGUGAUGAACGACAUCGGCCUCCGCACUCAAGAUGUCACCCUCUGGGUCCAAGAACCCCCCCCUACCACGGCCGCCCCCAGCACCACUGCAUCCCUCCGGAGCGACACCUCGGGAACGGGUACCGCCGCCGACCGGCGGAGAGCCCUGUUCACCUCCCCGACCCUGGCCUCCUUACCGGACAGCAGCCUGGGUACUAUUGUGGGCGGGGCUGUGGGCGGAGUGUUGUUCCUGAUCCUCUUGCUGAUUCUCGGAGGGGUCUGCUUCAUGCGACAGCGCAGGACCUUCAGAGGGGACUACUACACCAAACAGUACCUGGGACCCUCCGAUAUGCAGAAGGAGUCCCAGCUGGAUGUGCUGCAGCCGCACGAGCUGCAGGAGGUCUACGGGGAUAAGAUGAGCAAAGGCAGCCAGGAUCUGAAACCCAAACUGGGCGGGGACAUCAUUUACCCCGACUACACCCCUGACCACAAGGAUAGGGAUGACUGGGCCGACAGAGGGGACGCCCCCAGGGGCCUCAAGGAGGGAAACUACUACCCAGAUCACUACAACCCCCAAAACAUGCACCCCUGCGGGCCUCCUGUGCACAGCCCCGUAGUGACCAACGGCUCCCCCUACGUCCCGGAGGACUGCUACGACAACGGCACGGACAGCGACUAUGUGUCCCACAUGGACGGAUCUGUGAUCUCACGCAGGGAGUGGUAUGUUUGAGGAGAGGAAGGAAAAAAAAGACAAAUCAAAUGACUGACUGAGAAAGAGACAGAUUAUCAUUAUUUCAGCUAAAGGAUGAAAACUAUCUCUCAGUCAGUUUCACAACGAGCUCUUUGAACAUUACUGCUCUGCCUUGAUUGUAACCACUUAACCUUAAGGACGCGUAUUUGGAUUGUAUUACACUUUUGGAGAUUUUCAAGGAGCUGCAAAUAAGCUGAAACGCCUCUGUGAUAUUAUCCGUGCAGGCUCAAGAGGCUUUGGCAUACCGUGCUGUUUGGACCGAUGUGAAUGGGGGUUUGUAUUCUGCUUGUUUGCACCUGUCUUUACCACAGGUCAUAGGUCAGGUGUUCGGACCCUUGUUAGUGAAGUAUUUAUAUCCCUGACUGACCGAGCUCUGCUCCCAUAAAACCUCACAUCUUCUGUGGCAUUUUCCAAAUGGUCACUUGACUGCUCACAGCGUUUUCAUACUGUUGAAAUGUUGAUCAUGGCUGCUAGCAGUAUUUAAAGCAGAUUAUAUUGCAUGAGUUUUUACAAAAAGCUAAAAGUAUAAUUGAGUUAAAGGGAAGGUUUGUCAUUCACGUGAUUAAAAGGGAGAUUCAACAGGUAUUGUUCUGAGGGAAAAGCGAUCUGACUGAUGAGAGUAAACCAUUGCAAACCUGUGGUUAUGUUAUUUAGUGGCUUUUUUCUCCAAAUGUCUUCAGUAAGUUAUUAUUGAAAUAAUGAGCCGUCACCUGACAGAGAAAGGAUAUUCUCUAUGGAAGAACUUUUGCUUUCAGCUUCAGUUCAGCGUUUUAUUUUACAGAUGUCUUUGUUCUUAAAGUUGUAUUAGGUAGGAUUUCAGUCCUGGUUGAUGUAACUGGUUACCAUAGUAACAGCAAACACUCCUUGAGUAGCUACUUGGACAACUUGUGUAAUUAAAAAUGGUCUGCUGACAAAGAAAAAGAGCAGGAAAUUACAGUUGUCUUGUUUUGUAGGCGCCUUUUUGAUAACCAAAAUUGCUGAGUACUAACCUCAGUGACAGAAUCUUUCCGUUUCCUGCGGGUGCAUCACAAUAAAAGCUGGAUUACAUGCAUGCGUCCUUUCCUCUGAAUCUCUCUUGUUUAGGAAGGCAGUCCAGAUUAGUAGUGGUGGACUCUGCCACUACCAAUACUAUAUAUAAACUAUUGGAAGGUACUGCAAAAGAAAUGCCAGCCAUGCUGUUGUCAGAAGGGUAGAUUUCAUAAAGAUCCUAAGGAUUCCCAUCUUCAACCAAAACACUGUUAUCACUUUUGAAAUGUGUUAAUCCAGUCACUUUCUUGAAGUCAAAAAGCACAACUUGGUUAUUACAGCUGUCAGUAAACAUCAAAGGAGACCUAGCUUUGGCCCUCUCCACUUAGCCAUGAUAACAGGCUGCGUCGCUGUGUUUCCCAUUUCCCCUCCUCUGCAUCCUCUGAUUUCUGUGUGCACACAAACACCAAUUGGUCAUUAUAGAUUUUAUUUUAAACGUGGGAUCAAAGCGAUGAGUUAUAAAUACCACAUGUGACUUUCAUAGCUGUCAUGAUCUGACGCUAUGUGGCUCCAUAAACCACCGACAUUUCCCCUGCUCCGGCUCGACACCCCACGGUGAGGAGUCAUGACGCUAAAUAAGCAAACUACUUGCAGAGAGAGGAGCACUAAUAAACUGAUCCUGAAAGCUUUACUUUAUAUGUGUUUGAAGUAUGAUUGUGGAAAUACCUCCCAGCACAAUUGGAAACGCUGAGCGGCUGACAUCACUACUGAUCACAGAACAGGCUAGGAUGUUGGGGUUUGGCUCCUCCGCCGCUCGUCUGAAGAUAUACAGCCAUCAUGGAAACUAGAAAUUCAAUCCACCAGUGAAAAAAUCUGUUUCGUAACCAUGUAGGUUAGAGCUGGCGGUGUAAUAGCUCCCAAAGGGAUUUUUUCCUCAAACAACAAACCCAGUGUCGCUCCGUUAAAACAACAGAGUUGACAUCAUACUUGAUCUCAUCUCUCACUGCUUGAUCUGACCCUUUUCCACUUAGCUUUUUGUUUCCUCAGGAGUGAUAUAUGUAUCAAAGUGGCCUCACGUGAAAGGGAAAACACAACCCUUUUUGGAAAGAUGCCCGUGUAGUCAGUCAGAUGGUUUGUUGCAGGAAGGAGGAACUAUAUAUGUGACACAGUCUGGUCAGGACGGGGGGGGUAUAUGUUGAGGUGUUCUUAUUGGGGUUUAUAGAUUGAUGGUGCACAUUUUCUUAUUUUUCUUUCCUUAACCGUUCUUCACCCUUGUGUUCCCAUGCCAGGGCUUUGGUGGAAGGUUUAGAUGUCUGAGAAUAAACUACUUUAAUCUCGCUCUCACUCUCAUUGCUGCACACACCCCUCCGCCACACAUCUGCCACUGCAGCCCGCAAUCCAGGAGAAGACCUCGCCUCCAACCUUCAGCUUUUUAAUUAACUUUUUUUUCUCUUCAUCGCGACUUGGCAACUUCUGUGCCCAAAGUCGGUGACAUAUAGCACAUCCGUGUUUGCAUGUGCGCAUUUUUCAUUCAUAGCUUUAAACUCAUUUGGUAAAGACGCUCUGCUGUCUCUGCUUUAAGAAAUGCUUUCAUUCAUUUGGUGUGUGUCAUCUCUUAAGACUGUUUGACAAAAGCAAAAAGAGCUGAAGUGAUGAAUGUUUGUAAAGGAUCACUCUCCAACUGGUUGCAUGUAAAUUAAGUUAUUCGAUACCUACUCUGUUAUUAUUUGUCAUCACCCAUGUGGUUUAUUUACAUGUACAUAAUGCUAAUAGGUUAGCGUAGGGUUAGCUGUUUGAUUUAUACGCUCAUGUACAGUUUGGUUCUGGUCUCCCCUACUGAAUAGUUGGUGCCUUAGACGGGCUGCGCAAUGCACAGAAACUUUGAAAAAUGGCAAGCAUUAAUAUAAAGGAUUUAAAUAUCAUUAAAGAGGAUGACUGACUGGUUCUUUAAUAUGUCUUCCAUCGUUAUAUUUGACAUUUGCUGAUAUUAAAACAUCAGAAUAGACAAAAGGUUGUUAAGCCUUAUACACUUUGAGAGGACACAUGUAACAAGUUCGUUACUGAGACAAUUGUAAUAAAAACCUUCACUGGGAAUUAAAGCAAGCCAGAUUCAAAGAAAAUAUUAUCGUCCUGUAAAUAUGCUGGCUGUUUUUUUUAUUAUUAUUAUCGAAAAAUCUUAUUUUUUGUAUGAGGUCUGUACUUUUCACAGAGUUUUCGUUUAUCUUACGUGUGUUUGAGGAGCUCAUGAUUAGUGCGAGCCUGUUUUCACCGCAUUUUAUAUUUGUCCCCAAAGGUUUCUGAACCAAUUAUUUUCUAUGUUGUUGUUUGAAUGAUUGGAUCAGAGGUUAAAGUGCGGCAGAUUGUAUUUUGUUCUUUUGUUUGCAAUAAAAAAUACAUCAUCAUUA